AUGAGCGGAUCUGAGCUCGUGCUGGUUACAGGCUUCGGACCUUUCCAGUUCUUGGUAAACCCCAGCUGGACUGCCGCACAGGGCUUGAAGCUGGUCGGACUGGGAGAGGGGAUCGAUGUUCUCAUCAGGGAGGUGCCAGUCAGUUACAUCAAGACUCAGCAAAUCAUUGCGGAGAUUUGGCAAACACUUCACCCAAAGUUUGCUGUACAUCUGGGCGUAGCCAGAGGUUCCAGUGUCAUUAUUUUGGAGCAAACAGGGAAAAACAGCGGAUACAGAGACAAGGACGUGUGCGGCUUCUGUCCUCAAAGUCACUGCUGUGUAGACGGAGGACCAGAGACACUGGACUCAGCCAUUAAUAUGAGGGCCGUCGCCAAAGAGCUCAGACGAGCAGGGUUGGAUGUGAUUUAUUCACGAGAUGCUGGCAGGUACCUGUGUGAUUUUGCGUAUUACUGCUCUCUGUAUCACGGUCAGAGGAGAGCAGCCCUUAUCCAUGUGCCUUCAUGUGGCAGCCUGAGCUCAGCUGACAGACUGCUUCCUCUGCUGCAGACCAUCAUAUGCACCCUGCUGAAAAAGCUGGAGAAAUCAUGUGACGAGAUGAUGAUGACUGGCCUUUCUGCAGCCAGUGGUCACAGCGAAGCAGAUCUUUCACACCGCAGAAAACAGACAUCAUAUCAGUGA
This is a messenger RNA of Plectropomus leopardus (leopard coralgrouper), 678 nucleotides long. RefSeq names its product pyroglutamyl-peptidase I like (gene pgpep1l). The record is from RefSeq and is a predicted model, not a curated record. Gene Ontology annotation, biological process: proteolysis. Gene Ontology annotation, molecular function: pyroglutamyl-peptidase activity. Lineage: Eukaryota; Metazoa; Chordata; Actinopteri; Perciformes; Serranidae. Gene Ontology annotation, cellular component: cytosol.